Molecule: messenger RNA, 2502 nt
Organism: Sphaerodactylus townsendi
Lineage: Eukaryota; Metazoa; Chordata; Lepidosauria; Squamata; Sphaerodactylidae
Product: E3 ubiquitin-protein ligase TRIM7-like
Exons: 12
Coding region: 111-2114 (667 amino acids)
Molecular function (GO): zinc ion binding; protein binding
Source: RefSeq, a predicted model, not a curated record
UUAUUUGCAGCUGAGCUGAGCUCCGCCUCCGAGCAGGAAGAGAAACCCCGGCAGAGGCGGCAAAACCAAAACUUCCUCUCUUGCUCCGUCUUUCCUUGCUGGAGGCAGCCAUGGCGGCGGCGGGUGCCCUGAAGCAGGAGCUGUGCGAGGAAGCCUCUUGCUCCGUCUGCCUGGACUUCUUCAGGGACCCGGUGACCAUUGCUGGCUGCGGCCACGCUUUCUGCCGGGCCUGCCUGACCCACAGCUGGGGGGACUUGCAGGGGGCAGAGGCUUCCUGCCCUCUAUGCAGAGGAAGAGCUCACGAGGGGACCCUCCGCCCCAACCAGCAGCUGGCCAACUUGGUGGAAAUUAUCCAGAAACUCCGCCCUUUAGAGGGGAGCACCAAGGAGCAGGGGGGGGGGGGGCAGAAGCGAAAGGGGGGGGGUCUGCGAGCUGCACCAGGAGCCCCUGAAGCUUUUCUGCCGGGAGGACGAGGCCCCCCUCUGCCUGAUCUGCAGCAGAUCCCAGGAACACAGAGAUCACCAGGUGAUCCCUCUGGAGGAGCCUGGUGGAGAGAAAAGGCAGCCAUGGCAGCCGGGGGGCCCGUCCAGGAGCUGUGCGAGGAAGCCUCUUGCUCCAUCUGCCUGGACUUCUUCAGGGAUCCCGUCAUGAUCCCCGAGUGCGGCCACACUUUCUGCCGGGCCUGCCUGACCCACAGCUGGGGGGACUUGCAGGGGGCCGAGGCUUCCUGCCCCCAAUGCAGAGGACCGGCGAAGGAGGGGACCCUCCGGCCCAACUAUCAGCUGGCCAACUUUGUGGAAAUAAUCCAGAAACUCCAUCCGCAGGAGGAGGCUUCCCAAGAAAUGUGGGCUGACCCUCUGGGUGUAUUCUCUGCUGGCCACAGUCUUCACUUGCCCGAGCUUGAUGUUAUCCUGCUGCAAAAUGCCCAGGCAAUGGUGGCCGGUAGAAAAGGGAGAGUUUGCCAGAAGCACCAGGAGCCGCUGAAGCUCUUCUGCAAGGAUGACGAAGCCCUCAUCUGUGUGGUCUGUGACCGAUCCAAGGAGCACAGAGAUCACAAGACCGUUCCUCUCGAGGAGGCCUCCCAAGAAUACAAGACUCACUUCUGCAGCUGUCUGGAGAUGCUGAAGAAGGAGAGAGAAAGAGUCGCGGCGUGUCAAGCAGACAUAGAGAAGGAAAGCCGAGAUUUGCUCGAAAAAACCACAGGAGAGAAGCAAAAGAUGGUAGCCAAGUUCAGGCAACUGCAUUCAUUUCUGGAGGAACGAGAGAAACUCCUGCUGGUGCAGACGGAAAAAGUGGAGGAGACGAUCGCAAGAAACAGGGACCAGGAGCUGGCCAAAAUCUCUGAGGAACUCUCCUCUCUUGAAAGCCUCAUCCGGGAGAUGGAGGAGAAGUGUCAGCUGCCGGCUGGCCAAUUCCUCCAGGAUGCCAGGAGCACCCUGAAGAGGUAUGAAGAAAAGGAGGCAUUUAAGAAUCCAGCGGCUUUUCCUCUUGCACUGAAGUGGAGCAUACGGAGCAUUUCAGAUUUAAAUUCCCUUUUGAAGGGCAUCAUGAAACAAUGCAAAGACGCUCUGAAUUUUGGACUUCACAUGCAGAAAGCAAAUGUGACUCUGGAUCCAAACACAGCUCAUCCCAAACUCAUCCUGUCCGAGAACUGGAAAAGGGUGAGACGAGGAGAAAAAGAUCAAGCUCUGCCUGACAUUCCAGAGAGAUUCGAGAUGUAUGGUGUUGUACUGGGCUGUGAGGGAUUCACAGAAGGCCGCUAUUUCUGGGAAGUCCUUGUGGGAAGCGAGGAAAGAUGGGCUUUGGGGGUGGCCAGAAAGUCUGUGGAGAGGAAGAUGGAAGUUACCUUCAGUCCUGAGAAUGGGAUCUUCGCCGUUGGGAAGUGGUUGGGCAGAUACGGGGCUUUCAUAAAAGGCUAUUACCCUCCCCUGACCCUGAGUGGGGAGCUGAGGCGGAUCCGAGUGUUUCUGAACUACGCUGGGGGUCGAGUGGCCUUUUUCGACGCUGACCGAGCAGCUCUUCUCUUCCAGUUUUCUGGAGCCUCCUUCCAUGGAGAGACCCUCCUGCCUUUCUUUUGGGUGUAUGAAAAAGGCAGCUUCAAACUCUAUUCUUAAAACGAUCUCUUCACACCAGGAGCAUCAAUAAGAAAAUAUUGUUUACCAAGAGCUCCCAUUUUAAGUCCUUUAAUGGCAGCUCCAGGAUCCCACUUACCAAAACUCUGAAGUAAAAUGGAGAGUUUUUUCCUCCAUUUCUGAACAUUCACCUUUUUCCAUUGUUAUCUUAUUUCUGAAACUGACAGUAACGCAUUUCACUUUAUAAAAUAUAACAGGCUGAUUGUAAACUGACCCCCUGCCCUUCCUUAAGUCUCCUCUAGUCUAAGGUGAUCAGAUUGUCAGGAGCAGCAGUGGCGUAGGAGGUUAAGAGCUCAUGUAUCUAAUCUGGAGGAACCGGGUUUGAUUCCCAGCUCUGCCGCCUGAGCUGUGGAGGCUCAUCUGGGGAAUU